AUGGAGACGGAGGGCAGCGGCAGCAGGAGCGAAGACAUUGGGCCAACCAAGACCAGGUCCCCUACUUUGGGCGAGGGAUCCCUCGGGAGCAGCUCCUCCUCGUCGUCGGUACUUAACUCGUGGACCAUUUUGCCGGUGGUGGUAAAGGAGGAGGAAAAGGAUGAAGAAGACCUGGAGAAGUCCGAGGAGUUGACGGAUUUAAGGCCGAGCAGUCGAGCGGAUAGGCAGAAAAACGAGAGAUGCAACAGGAUUGCGGCGGCGGCCGAGGAUCCACAGGCGGAUGACAUUUCCGAUGGUAUUUCGAUAAUCAGCGACUGCGAGAGCACCGAUCGCAUCUCACCCAAUCUCUUUCUGCGCGAGCCCUUACUUGGUGACCUGGGUUUCGGAGGAUUGGAUUUGCCAACGAGUCCCGUUGAACUGAUCUCAGACCAUCACCAGCAGCAGCAGCAGCUAAAGGAAUAUCCUGAGAGGGAGCGGAACCUGGAGGAUUCUACUACAAAUUCAAACAUUGUGCGCUCCAAGUUGGAAAUUGCACUGCCACCUUUGGUGCAGAAUGGUUUGACCGCCUUCUUCUAUGUGGCCGCCACUUUGGCCAUUCUGGCCUUUGUCGGCAAGCUCCGCAAUCCGGAAUGGCAAGUCCUUGGCGAGGAGAAGCCACAGCUGGUCGAACUGGAGCGUCGUGUCGGUGAACUGGAGCUGCAAAAUAAUCUCCUACGCGCCGAAAUCGAUAUAAUGUCCAAGAAACUGCAAUAUCUAAGUGGAACUGGAUCUAAUCAGGAUGUACCGAUGCAACAGCGACCGGGACCAGGUCGUCCCAAGGGCAAGACCUUCAAGGCCUGGCCAGGCAAUGGUGACUCCGUUCGACCCGUGGACAUAACCAAGGACGACCUAAAGCAACCGUUUCAAUGCCCCGAUGGUCAGUUCGUUGAGAUCGCUGGCAUGUGCUUGGAGAACAACAGAGAGCCUUUGGAUACGCUUACGGAUGAGAUCGGUAAUGCGGUCAACGAUGUUUUGCAGCAGUCGGGAGCCUUUCACAAGUUUGAAAAGAUCACCGAGAAGCUGGGCGGCGAAAACGACGAAAAUGUUGAUGCAAAAAAUGAUGGUGCAAAAGGAGGCAUUAACAGAGGAGCAACUUCCCAUGGCCAGUCAUCGAAGCUGGCGGAUGGUUCGAAAGAGCGUUUUAGGCCAAAGUACAACUCGCACGAGAGAAAGAAUCGGCAUCAGGAUCAGAAUCACUCCAAGGAGUAUGGCAAAAGGAAAUACUACGAUCAGUCGUCCUCCAAUCGAGGAGGGGGGCGCUAUAAUAAAAAGUCCAAGGACGACUCCAAUGAAAACAGCAAGGAAAAGGAAAACGAUAGCGGCAGUGGCGAGUGGCACGAACGCAUGAUGCAACAGCGGGAAAACGCUCGACACAAGCACGCCCAGAAGCGAAAUAAUAACAAUUGGUAUAUCGAAAGGGGCGAUAGUCGCGAACAGAUGCGUUCCGGGGAGACCAAACGCUGAAUUGAAUAUCCAGAUCCAUCAUCUCAUCAAGACGAUGACCUCUUAGUCUUAAUCUCAAUCUUAAUCCCCCCCCCCACAAAAAAAAGGAAGGAAGAUAGGAACUUUUGCCACUGAGGUCACAUACAUAUUUUAAUCCCAAGAUAUAUAUUAUAUAUAUAUAUCCUUAAGGACAACGUGUGCUACUAAGUAAGGCGCAACACACCGAACUUGCGCUGGUUCCUAACUAUAUACAUGUUAUAUAUACAACAUAUUUUGACAAUGUUUCUACAGGGUGUUUCUUCGAAAUUCAAGGACUUUGACACAGGACACCCUGUAGCACCGGAGCUUCAGCAAGUGCUUAAUAUUUAUUUAUUUUUAUCUACAAAUACCUACGUUUUUGGCUGCGUCAUAAGCUAGCAUUAUCCCAUUGUAACCCCGAUUUCGCAAUGUAUGUUCAGUAUAUGUACAGUUUCAAUAGUCAGUGUUAAAACUAGUGUAUCGCAUUUUUAAUGGAAACAUCAUCGUACAUUUCGCACACAUUUAACUAUCAGUUCUGCAAGCAAUAUAAAGAGAAAUGUAUAUGCAACUCGAGUUAAAUGUGAGCAAUGUCUUUGCAUAAUAUCGGUUCCUCCCUACUUAAAGGUGUGAUUCUUUUACUAAGUUCCAGCUCAACCUAAGAGACAGACCGUCAGUAACGAAAAAAUCAAUUUCCUUUCAACGAGAGUACGUGUAUAUCAAAUGAUCCUUUUUGAAACAUUAGAUUUCGCUAAAAUUAUGUAUUUAUAUAUACUAUACAUACAUAUAUAUAUUUGUGAUACCUAUACUAAUAUUUUUUUUUAGUCUAGAAAAAUAAAUUAUUGUACCAUAUUAGGUAUUCCUGGAAAGCCAAUUUAAAAAAAGAAAAAAAAAUUAAAAUAAAUAAAAAAGGAAAUUUAAUGGAACAGAAAUCCAUAUUUUUGUAUGCAUGUUCUUUCAAAAUCUAAGCAUUAUAUAUAAAUACAUGUGUAUAAUUGUGUACCCAAAAUGUUUUGCGAUGAAAUAAAAUAAAAUAUCCUUAAA
Drosophila takahashii is the source of this 2541-nucleotide messenger RNA. RefSeq lists its product as uncharacterized. NCBI's taxonomy places the organism in Eukaryota, Metazoa, Arthropoda, Insecta, Diptera, Drosophilidae. The record is from RefSeq and is a predicted model, not a curated record.